UCAAUUUUAAAUUGUUUCCACUUGUCGUUGUUGUGUUGUUGAUUAACCGUGUAGAGGAGCGCGCUCGCUGAGGCUCUCGUAUAUAAAAUAAAAACGUAUAUACAUAAUAUAUGUGCACCCAUUAGUUCACUUUAACUAAAUAAAUUAAGCGCUUGGAUUUGUCGCUCGUCGUCAUCCAUCCGUCUUCUUGUAAAACGUGAAAUCAAAAUCGAAUAUUAAAUAAACGAAUAAAAAGAGCGUGUCGCCCAUUAAGGAAAAACUGAAAAGAAAUUCAGCAACAGCAACAACAACCAACAAUAAGUGCAAUUUACGUCGAAAAAAAAUCUUGCUGACUGUGAAUAAAGUUUAUUUUUUAGACCUUUAAACCAUGUCCAGUGAGCAAACCAUUGAUGGAGCUGGCGCCGCUGCCGCUGCAGCUGCAGGAGAUGAACCCUUUUUGGGUCUACUCGAUAUUGCCCUGUUGGCUGUACUAAUCGGUGGGGCUGCCUUCUAUUUCCUUAGAAGUCGCAAGAAGGAAGAGGAACCAGUUCGUAGUUAUUCCAUACAACCUACCACAGUGAGCACAAUAAGUGCAUCAGAUAAUUCGUUUAUCAAGAAACUGAAAGCCUCCGGCCGAAGUCUUGUUGUCUUCUAUGGCUCACAGACGGGAACUGGUGAGGAAUUUGCCGGACGUUUGGCCAAAGAAGGUAUACGCUAUCGUCUUAAGGGCAUGGUAGCUGAUCCCGAGGAAUGCGAUAUGGAGGAAUUGCUACAAUUGAAGGAUAUAUCCAAUUCAUUGGCUGUCUUUUGUUUGGCCACCUAUGGCGAGGGUGAUCCCACAGACAAUGCCAUGGAAUUCUAUGAAUGGAUAACCAAUGGCGAAGUUGAUCUAACUGGUCUUAAUUAUGCGGUCUUUGGACUGGGCAACAAGACGUAUGAGCAUUAUAAUAAGGUUGCUGUCUAUGUGGAUAAGAGGCUAGAGGAAUUGGGGGCCAAUCGUGUCUUUGAAUUGGGAUUGGGCGAUGAUGAUGCCAACAUUGAAGAUGACUUUAUCACAUGGAAGGAUCGUUUCUGGCCCGCUGUCUGUGAUCACUUCGGCAUUGAGGGUGGCGGCGAAGAGGUGCUAAUCCGUCAGUAUCGUCUACUUGAACAGCCCGAUGUUCAGCCAGAUCGCAUAUAUACGGGUGAAAUUGCACGUUUGCAUUCUAUGCAAAAUCAACGUCCUCCCUUUGAUGCCAAGAAUCCCUUCCUGGCACCCAUCAAGGUCAAUCGGGAAUUGCACAAGGGCGGUGGACGUUCCUGCAUGCAUAUUGAGCUCAGCAUCGAUGGUUCCAAGAUGCGUUACGAUGCCGGUGAUCAUGUUGCCAUGUAUCCGAUUAACGAUAAGAGUUUGGUCGAGAAAUUGGGAGAAUUGUGCAAAGCCGAUUUGGAUACGGUAUUCUCUUUGAUCAAUACUGAUACGGAUAGCAGUAAGAAGCAUCCAUUCCCCUGCCCAACUACGUAUCGCACUGCCUUGACUCAUUAUCUGGAAAUAACCGCCAUACCACGUACACAUAUUCUCAAGGAAUUGGCUGAAUACUGUACGGAUGAAAAGGAGAAGGAACUGCUGAGAAGCAUGGCUUCCAUUGCCCCAGAAGGCAAGGAGAAAUAUCAAAAAUGGAUUCAGGAUGCCUGCCGGAAUGUGGUUCAUAUAUUGGAAGAUAUUAAAUCGUGCAGGCCGCCACUGGAUCACGUGUGCGAGUUGUUGCCACGUCUUCAGCCACGUUACUAUUCCAUUUCAUCAUCGGCCAAACUGCAUCCCACCGAUGUGCAUGUCACGGCUGUCCUUGUGGAAUAUGAAACACCCACUGGACGCACUAACAAGGGUGUGGCCACCACUUACUUGAAGAACAAAAAGCCCCAGGAGGGUGGUGAGGAGGUGAAAGUUCCAGUUUUCAUAAGGAAAUCACAAUUCCGUUUGCCCACCAAACCGGAGACGCCAAUUAUUAUGGUUGGUCCUGGUACAGGAUUGGCACCAUUCCGUGGUUUCAUCCAGGAACGUCAGUUCCUACGCGACGAGGGCAAAGAAGUGGGUGAUUCGGUGCUCUAUUUCGGUUGCCGUAAACGCAGCGAAGAUUACAUCUAUGAAACUGAACUUGAGGAAUGGGUGAAGAAGGGAACCUUGACCCUCAAAGCUGCCUUUUCGCGGGAUCAAGAGAAAAAGAUUUAUGUUCAACAUUUAUUGGAACAGGAUGCUGAUCUCAUAUGGAAUGUGAUUGGCGAGAAGAAGGGUCACUUUUACAUCUGCGGUGAUGCCAAGAAUAUGGCCGUUGAUGUUAGAAAUAUUCUAGUAAAAAUUCUCUCCACCAAAGGCAACAUGAGCGAAGCAGAUGCCGUUCAGUAUAUCAAGAAAAUGGAGGCCCAGAAACGUUACUCAGCCGAUGUCUGGAGCUAAACCAACAAAAUAACAAAAAAGAAACAAAAAGAAAAAGUCAACAAAAUACUAUCUUUAUCCUUUGGUCAGAACAAAGCCCAGAAUUCAAGGCACAAUCUUCCCCUCUCACCGGAAGCACGCACAUAUACACACACACACACACACGCUUACACACACACAUUAAGCCACACACAUUCAUAAGCCUAAAAGUUUGUUUUUAUCUAGUUUAAUUAAGCAUUAUGGAUACAAUUUUUUUUUAAAAAUAUGGUUUGAGUGAGUUGAAAAUAUCCAAUAUCUAGAGAAAGUGAGAAACCUGUGUAACAAUUGUGAGCGUCAAGCAGAUUAAUUAAUUAAAAUUAAGUAGUUUUGUACGUAUGCAAAUUUAAUUUAAAAAACCAAUCAACAAAUUUGACAAACUUUUCCUUUGUGUAUUCUCUGGUGAUUUCCAAAUACAAAUUACGUAACGAAAUGUAGUGCAAUUUAAACAAAAAAAGAAAAAAACACUUACAAAA
Molecule: messenger RNA, 2904 nt
Organism: Drosophila willistoni
Lineage: Eukaryota; Metazoa; Arthropoda; Insecta; Diptera; Drosophilidae
Gene: Cpr
Product: NADPH--cytochrome P450 reductase
Exons: 7
Coding region: 368-2413 (681 amino acids)
Biological process (GO): response to hormone
Cellular component (GO): cytosol
Molecular function (GO): flavin adenine dinucleotide binding; NADPH-hemoprotein reductase activity; FMN binding
Source: RefSeq, a predicted model, not a curated record